AAACCCCGUGGCGCCGCCGGGCCGUGGUCUUCCCUGAUGGCGGCCACCUCCACCUCCCCCCAUUCCGCCGCCGCCGCCACCAACAUCGACGACCUCCACCACUUCCUCCGCCGCACUCUCCGUACCCACUCCGCCGUCCUCUGCGCUCACGCCUUCCUUCUUCGCCGUGGCCUCCUCCUCGGCCACCCCGUCCCCGCCGGCCUCCUCCUCACCGCUUCCGCCUGCUCCGCCGCCUCGCCGCCCGCCCACCUCCUCCGACUCCUCCUUCGCCACCUGCCCCCUCCGCUCCCUCUCUUCUCCCUCGACGCCGCACUCCGCGCCCUCGCCCCGCGCAUCCCCUUCUCCGCCCUGCUCUCCCUCUUCGCUGCACUCCUCCGCUCCCACCACCCGCUCUUCCCCGAUCGCUUCUCCUUCCCGCCUCUUCUCUCUGCAGCAGCAUCCGCAGCCUCCCCGCGGCUCCACAUCCCAUCUGCGCUCACCCUCCACGCGCAACUCCUCCGACGCGGCCUCCUCUUCUCGCCGCCGCCCCACGCUGCCAACGCACUCCUCCACUUCUACGCUGCCGCCGGCCGCCUCCCGUCCGCCUGCCACCUGUUCGACGAAAUGCCGUUCAGGGACAUCGCGUCCUGUAACACCCUGAUGACGGCCUUUGCUGGCACAGCGGGUGGCAUUGAUGCCGCGCGCCAGGUGUUCGACCGAAUGCUCCUGAGAAAUGUAGUGUCAUGGAAUGUCAUGAUCAAUGGGUAUGUAAAGGCAAAACGGCCUGAGCAGGCGCUGGAGGUGGUCCGAUGGAUGGCAAAGGUAGGAGUGAGGGGGACAGCGACAACCAUGGUUGGGGCAGCCACGGCGUGUGCUAGGCUAGGGAGGCUGGGGGCUGGGAGGGAGGUGCACUGCGCAUUUUUGCGCCGUUUUGAGGAUGAUAACCUGUUGGUUUGGACUGCAUUGGUGGAUAUGUAUAGCAAGUGUCGGAGGGUCGGGUCUGCGAGGAAGGUGUUUGAUCACCUUGGCAUUAGGAAUCUGGUAUGCUGGAACACAAUGAUCAUCGGACAUUGUGUGUAUGGUGAACCUGGUGAUGGGAUCAAACUGUUCCAUCAGAUGAUCGGACCAGGGAAGGUGCAGCCAGAUGGAGUCACUUUCAUUGGUGUCCUCUGUGCCUGUGCCCGUUUAGGCCUCUUGGAUGAUGGGAGGGCAUAUUUUGAGCUAAUGAGCACCACGUACAAGCUCAAGCCAACAUUUGCGCACUACUGGUGCAUGGCCAAUCUAUAUGGGAGUGUUGGGCUUCUGGAAGAAGCUGAGGGCCUCUUGCAGAGUGUCCCUGAGGAUCUUAAGGCACGGGCAUUGGGCGGUUUGCUUGGGCUAUGCCGGUUCCGGGGGGGAUGGGGAAUGGGGGAACGGAUUGCCCUCAGAUUGAUUGAGCUAGAACCAAACAACAAUGCUCACUAUGCACUGCUUUGCAGUGUGUAUGCUGCCGCGGGGAGAUGGGAAGAAGCCCACAGAGUGAAGGCUACCAUGAAGGAGAGACAUGGGAGUUUCAGCCCUGGAUAUCGUCUGGUAAACUUAAAUGAGAUCAUUCAUGACUUCAGAGCUAGGGAGAAGCAACCUGAGAACCAGGAGAUAUAUGCCAUCUUGGAUGACUUGGUGACAAGGCUUAAGUUGGGCUGUAAAGAAAAUGAGCAAAGUGAUUUUGGAACAAAAUAGCUCAAACACCCACCCACGGUGGUUUUGGAGCUGCAUAGUUUUUGAAUGGGCAGCUUCAGGAGGUCAAGAUAGGCAGGGCUUGAAGAAGCACAUCUUCAGAUGUACUAUUUGUGCAUAACCAGUUGAAGAGUAUGCUUGUUGUGACAAGCGUUUAGGGUGGUUGUUUGCACCUGUUGGCAUAUGCAACCUUGUGUGGUUGUCUGAUCCAUCCAGCAACUUGGCUGUUCCAUGGGAGGAAGUCUUAUGGUGGCAGCUUGGAGGAAAGUUGAGGUGUUAUCAGGAUGGGCUGGAUUUCGUUGCAGCUUGUCAGCUACUUGCACGUGGACAAUGAGAUGACCACUUGUGUGUGCUUAAGAAGAUGAAGGAAGCAGAAGCAAGGCUUAAGGGGACUGGUCUGAUAUUAUUGGCCAUACGUUUAAAUACCUGAGAUUCUGUGGUUACAUGAUGGAGGGUACAGUCAUGAGAUUUUCCAUUUUGUUUCCCCCUUUUUUCCAUUGACUGGCUCCGGUAGAGUAUCUUUUAGUUUUGACAUUUUUACAACGAGAAGCUAGCAUUGUCAAGCAUGGUCGAUAUGGUGUCCACCUGGAUGAUGCCAUUUUGAGCCAUUAAUUAAUUGUUGUAGGAGAAAAAAAAUAGAGAAUGAAUAAUCAGUCACACUAUUCUUUGUAGCUAUGCUUUUUACUGUUGGCCCUUCUAUCAGAGCACAUAUUGUUUCCUUGUGGUGGAUCAUAGUUUCCAAGGAUCGGAUGGUUCAUAGAAUUUUUCCUUGUGUGCAUCUUUUAACUAAAUUAUUGAUGUGAGUGCUUCUUGGAACAAUAUCCCUAAAAGACGAGAUGUGCUUCUAGAGGCAUUUGGAUAUGUUUGCCCGUUACAAAGGGUAUGAUUAUGUAUAUAUCAUCUUGUUGCUACAUAAUCGGAAAACUUCUAUAGUCCUGCUUAUGCAUGGUUUGCCGUCAAACUUAGUUCACCAAUCUUUUGGCAUCCAAUAGCUAAAAGCCAAUCUUAGGAUGUGCCUGGGCAGCAAAUGCCACAUCUUUCAGCACUCGACGGUCCAAUUCACCAUGUUCAUAACACACAGGUUGGAAUGCGGGAUACAAGUAAAAUUAUAGCGACUUAGUUUUUAUAUUAAAUAAAUAAUUGGGAGAUUAUUCGUGCAUGGUCUGAACUGCAAAUAAAGUUUAUCAAAUUUGUAGUAGUAGAAAGGUUCUUUCUUGGAAGUAGUGAAUUUGUGAAAGGUUACUUUUGCGGUGGUGGAGGACAUGUUUUUCAUUUAUCUAAGUUCUGCUGUUCAUUUUUUUAUUUGAAUUAACUUGUAGCAUUUUGAACAGCAGAGAGUGCAAGAGUGGUCAAUAAUACAUUAGCAAAUGGUACAACAGUAGCUAGUGGAACAACAAUAUCAACACCUAGCUGGCAUGACCUCCAGAUCUAUGGUGUUGUGAUUGCCAUAUUGCUCUAUUUUAUUGUAUUUGGCGGUGUCAAAACUAUCAACAAGGUCACACCUGCUUUCUUAAUACCAGUCCUUUUCUCAAUUUUCUGCAUUAUUAUUGGCGUCUUUAUUGCACCAGGGUCUGAUGCUUUAAGUAGUCCUUUGACUAUCAUUUUGUUGAACAUUCUUUUUUGACUUUUUCCUAACUAGAGGGGAUCACUGGGUUGAGUAUAAUUACACUUUGGACAACUGUAGUUCAGACUACCAACCUACAAACAAUGCUGGAGUACCUGAUCCAAAUGGAUCGUCGAUAUAUUGGGAUUUUAAGUGCAUCCUUUUUCUCUGCUACUUAUUCUCGCCUUUUGAUCCUUCCAAUUAGUGACAUAACAAUGUGAUUUAUUCAUCCUUUUUAAUUCUCUUUAAGCAAUGCACACAUACUAACAAGUUUAUGUUUCCGUUUCAGUGCAUUAUUUGAGUAAUAUAAUGAUUAUGCCUUUUUUAUUGGUUAUUUAAGUGUGGUGUUUGUUGGUCUUAUCUAUAAAAUAAAACUUUCCCAGUGCUAGUUUGUCCAUUGUUUGUUGUUUAAUUGCUCUAAAUUGUGCAGUAUAGUGAACAAAAUUACACCAAAGAACUUGAUCUACUCAAGGGUCAACUAAUGGGAGCUGGAAUCACUACUGCUGAUAUUUUGAAGGAUGUUAUUUCUCUAAUAUUUGAGAAGGAAAAUUUUGAGCCUACCUUCUGUCCGAUGUAUGCUCAACUUUGUUCUGAUCUCAAUGACAAGCUCCCAUCAUUCCCUCCUGAAGAACCAGGUGGUAAAGAGAUCACAUUGAAACGUGUGCUAUUGAAUGAUCGUCAGGAAGCCUAUGAAGGUGCCAGCAGCCGAAGAGCUGAGAUUGCAAAAUUAACUGGUCCUGACCAAGAGACAUAGUGAAGGGACAAUGAACUGUCAUCCAAACUUAGAACAUUCGGUUAGUUAGUGAGCUACUCAAGCAAAAAAGGGUUACUGAGAAAAUAGUUCAUCACAUUGUUAUGGUAUAUGGUACGUAUCAGGAUGCCUCGACAGGAGGAGAUUAAGGCUAAGACAAUCAGUGGAAUUCACUGAGGCUGAAAAGAAUCUUGGUUUACGACCUGGAACAGCAGCAGUCAUUAGGAAUGGUCGUAGUUCACCAGGAGGUUUCCAAUGAAUCUGCCAGGAACUGGAGGUAUGGUGCCUGGAAUGCCUGGGUCAAGAAAGAUGCCUGGAGUGCCUGGGUUAGAUAAUGAUAACUUGGAAGUUCUGUGUUCUAGAUCAAUGCCAAGAGGCAACUCACUUCGCAACCAGAGUCUGUUGCUUAAUAAGCCGUCAACAGUUCACAAGGCAUCAUCUAUUAACUCUAGGCUUCCUCGUCAAGCCAGUGCAGCAGCACUGAUUGGCAUGAGUGCACUGUUCCCAAGGAGUAUUUUGGUAUAGGUAUUUUGGAUGAAGCGCAACAAUAUAUCGAGGAGUUGCAGAGUCAUGGUUGCUACCCUGCAAUCGUUAAGGAAGCUAUCAAUCUCGCCCUAGGUAAAGGUACCAAUUUUUGUUGAUACUCUUGUUAGGCUACUGGAGCAUCUAUACACAGAAAAAUUUCAAGGCUCAAGACCUGGAAACUGGAUGCUUGCUAUGAUGCUUAUAACUUGGUCAAAUUAUUGCUCGUCUGACUUUGUGGUGCGGCUUGAGAUUUGAAGCUGUGGAGGAGGUUUUAAAGAAAAUGGAGGAUACCUUCUACCAUAAGACAAUUUUUAAUGCCUUCAUGAAAACCAUGGAAGCAAACCCGUCAGGUCAGGCUAUCUUGGAUUCACAUGCUGCUGUAAUCAACGCCUGCACCAGCUUUUUGGAAUAAUUGCUCCCAGCAGUUUAUGGCCUAUAUCUUUUCUGGAUGCUAUAUCUGGUUCGGGGGCAGCAUUGUGUAUUAUCGUAAUAGUUUAGGUGUCCAAGGAACUCUACCAAAGAUGCGAGGAACAGCCAGGUUUGAGCAGUAUAAUUUUGCAAGAUCGGAUGAGUGUUGAUUAUUAUUGUUUUGGUGAUGAUGAAUGGAAAGAAGGAAACCAUAGGUUUUGCUCUUGGGCGGCAAGCUUAAUUCGCUGGAGCCCGAGAUGAACAAGGUUGAAUGUGAUGUUUUUGUGCCCACCUCUUAAAUCUUGUUAGUUCUUUUUCUGUGACUACACGUUUUGUAACAAUGUACGUUCGUGGUGGCUGCUUUAGCCUGCGAUGGUGUCAUGUGGCCCUGAAUUUCCCUGCUGUUAACUGAA
Molecule: messenger RNA, 5395 nt
Organism: Setaria italica (foxtail millet)
Lineage: Eukaryota; Viridiplantae; Streptophyta; Magnoliopsida; Poales; Poaceae
Product: pentatricopeptide repeat-containing protein At3g51320
Exons: 5
Coding region: 37-1698 (553 amino acids)
Biological process (GO): RNA modification
Molecular function (GO): protein binding; RNA binding
Source: RefSeq, a predicted model, not a curated record